Messenger RNA from Chaetomium fimeti, 1731 nucleotides. Its product is annotated as Alpha/Beta hydrolase protein. Bases 1 to 1731 code for a protein of 576 amino acids. The record is from RefSeq and is a predicted model, not a curated record. The transcript has 2 exons. Lineage: Eukaryota; Fungi; Ascomycota; Sordariomycetes; Sordariales; Chaetomiaceae.
AUGAAGGGCAUCGUCGCCUUCGUCACCGCCGCCCUUAUGGGCCAGGCCGCUGCAGCACCUCCGGAGCCGCCCACCAACGUCAUUGAAAAGAGGGCUGCUCCGACCGUCACCGUCUCUGCGGGCUCCAUCGUCGGCGUGAACCGUCUGACCACCGAGGCCUUUAACGGCAUCCCGUUUGCCAAAGCCCCCGUUGGCCCGCUAAGACUCAAGCCUCCCGUGAGGCAUGACUCAUCUCUUGGUGUUUUCGAUGCCAGCGGGAUCGCCCCGGCUUGUCCGCAGUUUUUGGCCGAUUCGGACUCGAACGAGUUCCUAUCCAAGGUCAUAGGCACCAUCACGAACUUGCCCUUUUUCCAGAAGGCGCUUAAGAUCAGUGAGGAUUGCUUGACAGUCAAUGUCUUCCGGCCGCAGGGCACCAAGGCAGGCGACAAGCUGCCUGUGUUGUUUUGGAUUUUUGGAGGCGGCUUUGAGCUCGGCUGGAGCUCCAUGUAUGACGGAGGCCCGCUUGUCACCAAUGCCAUUAACAUGGGCAAGCCCUACGUCUUUGUGGCCAUCAAUUACCGUGUCGCUGGUUUCGGGUUCAUGCCAGGCAAGGAGGUUCUCGCUGAUGGCUCUGCUAACCUCGGCCUCCUCGACCAACGCAUGGGCCUCGAGUGGGUUGCCGACAACAUUGCUGCUUUCGGCGGCGACCCGGACAAGGUCACCAUUUGGGGCGAGUCGGCCGGUGCGAUCUCCGUUCUUGACCAAAUGGCCCUCUAUGAUGGCGACAACACGUACAAGGGCAAGCCUCUCUUCCACGGCGCCAUCAUGAACUCCGGUAGCAUCGUCCCGGCCGACCCAGUCGAUUGUCCCAAGGGACAGGCCAUCUACGACCAGGUUGUCGACAAGGCCGGUUGUGGCGGAGCCGAGGACACUUUGGCUUGUCUCCGCGAGGCGCCUUAUGAUAAGUUCCUCGCCGCUGCCAACUCCGUCCCGGCCAUUCUGUCGUACAACUCGGUUGCUCUCUCGUAUCUUCCCCGGCCCGACGGCAAGGUUCUCACCAAGAGCACGGAUGCCCUGGUAGCAGAGGGUAAAUACGCUGCCGUUCCUAUGAUCGUUGGCGACCAAGAAGAUGAGGGCACGCUCUUCGCCCUGUUCCAGCCCAACAUCACGUCCAGCUCCAAGCUUGUCAGCUACCUCGGCGAUCUCUACUUCCACCGCGCCACCAAGGCGCAGAUCGAGGGCCUCGUCGACCGGUACUCUCCGUGGAUCUGGGACGGAUCCCCCUUCCGCAGCGGUGUCCUCAACGAAAUCUACCCGGGCUUCAAGAGGCUCGCCGCUUUGCUAGGCGAUGUCGUGUUCACCCUGACGCGCCGCAUUUUCCUCGAGCAAGCCACCAAGAUCAAUCCGGAUGUCCCCGCAUGGUCGUACUUGGCCAGCUACAACCAAGGCACUCCGAUCAUGGGCACUUUCCACGGCAGCGAUAUCCUUCAGGUGUUUUACGGUAUCCUGCCCAACUACGCCAGCAAGAGCAUCCAGAGUUACUACGCCAACUUUGUCUACAAUCAGGACCCCAACAACGCGGCCGGCGGCACCAGUAGCAAGAGCAAGAUUGCCGAAGACUGGCCCCAAUGGACUGGCAAGGACCGCAAGCUCAUCAACUUCUUCGGUAACAGGAACGGGUACCUCAAGGAUGAUUUCCGGGACGAUGCCGCAACCUACUUGGCCACGAAUAUCGGAUCUUUAUAUUUUUGA